Necator americanus (New World hookworm) is the source of this 345-nucleotide messenger RNA. RefSeq lists its product as uncharacterized. NCBI's taxonomy places the organism in Eukaryota, Metazoa, Nematoda, Chromadorea, Rhabditida, Ancylostomatidae. The transcript is spliced from 3 exons. Bases 1 to 345 code for a protein of 114 amino acids. The record is from RefSeq and is a predicted model, not a curated record.
AUGGAGACCCGUCACAAAUGCACUUCCCAGUCGUACUGUGUUUCAGUGAAAUCUCGGAACGGCCUCGUGCAGCGAUCCUGCGACGGCAACUCUAUGGCUCAUAUCUCACUUUGCGCGCUGAGUCCACCAAGAAGAAGAGUUACGAAUAGUGAUUUCAUUUACGGAAGUAGUGGAGGAACAAGCAUUCAUCCGUCGGCGCGACUACCAAGAAAACUUUCUCAGUUCUCUGACAACGAGAAGUCGGGAAUCCUACGGGCGGGGCGCAUUCAGCGGAGGAGAACUUCUCGAACAAAAUUGGGGGCAUUUAAAGCUACGAUAUGCCCACUGACCUUUUUCGGCCACUGA